Molecule: messenger RNA, 9252 nt
Organism: Perca flavescens (yellow perch)
Lineage: Eukaryota; Metazoa; Chordata; Actinopteri; Perciformes; Percidae
Gene: otogl
Product: otogelin-like
Exons: 57
Coding region: 878-8752 (2624 amino acids)
Biological process (GO): L-arabinose metabolic process
Cellular component (GO): extracellular matrix
Molecular function (GO): alpha-L-arabinofuranosidase activity
Source: RefSeq, a predicted model, not a curated record
UGAGUGGCAAGCUGUCAAGGUCCUCUGACCGUCUCCUAAUUCGUAAGGAUUGAUAUCAUUUCUGAUGACGGACGAGAUGACAAAUGACCAGUGACAGAGACAGUCAUGUUAACGUUAGCAGUGUCUAUCCUCCAUAGAUUUGGGCGCCUCCCUAGAAUGCUUCGUUAUUCCCAUUCAUUGGUUUGUUUUAUAUGCUGAAUACAAUAUGCUUGUCUUUAGCUAGUUCAACUAGCCUAUUGUUAGCUCUAUGUCUAUGUUGUAACGUUAGCUAGUUGUUCAUGUAACGUUAACAUCCAUAUAUUUUCGUUACAGUAAUUUAUGAGGUUAUCUUACUGUUUUUUGCUGUCUGGCGCAUUCUGGGUUAACGUUAUUUCCGGUUGGUGUCCCAAGAACCUUUGACACCGUUGAUAAGUUUCUGCCAAACUUAUCACAAGUGCACUAGCUAUGCGAAUAAAAGGUAAUUCCCUUCCCUGGCCUUUGUUUUGCCCAAUGGCACCGCCGUUCACCACCGUUUGUGUCUACGUCAAAAGUGUCACACCCAGAUCAUGUGGUCAGCCAAAAAUGUAACCGUAACUUUAGAGAUGAAAUCCUCCGUGAUGGAGCGACAGAACUAGCUACGGGCUCACAGACCACAGAGCCGAAUAACCAAGCCUGUCUGCUGCCUGAGGAUAAUGUUGGAGUGACAGAGCACUGCAGGCUUCCCUGCCCACACAGGUGUAGGCUACUCGUCAUCUGCUCAGGGGGGCUGUCGCCACCAGGUAGGUUUUAACAGGUACGGCCAAGCAUCGUCCCGGUGCUACCAUCCUAAACCCUUUCCUCCCGGGACCAUUGAGAUGCACCGUUAACGUUUCGGUGGGACUUCCUUUCGGACUCUGAGAUGAACUUAAAGUGGACAGUAAAACGAUUUCUUCUUAUGUCGUUUUCAAUCUCCCACUUGCUGUUACUUGAGGGAGCUCAGACCCGACUUUCAGUGGCAGAAGGAAGACUACAGAGAAGGGCUAAUGCACUUCGGAGGAAACGGGAUCUCCUCGGGGAGGAGGUUGGUACACUACACCUAAGAGAACCAGAGGAGACAUACAGACCGCUGCUGUCGGAGGGUUCUCUCUCACGCAGCAUUUUACACAACUACACAGCCAGAGAUGCCUCUUCAGAAUAUUGCGGCUGCCUCAAUGGUGGCUGGUGUCAGGAGGGCGGUGUGUGUGACUGUGCUCAAUUCCAGGCACUGGGAGACCGCUGCCAGAUCAUACCUAACCAGGGCCAGGAUAGGGACGGCAUCUGCAGGUCGUGGGGUCAGAACCACUACGAAACAUUUGAUGGAAUCUACUUCUACUUCCCUGGAACCUGCUCUUAUAUUCUGGCCCAGGACUGCCACUCAGCUGCACCACAGUACACAGUGUGGGUCCACAACAGCAGAGUGUGUGAUGGGAGUUUGUAUUCAUGCCCAAGAGCUCUCAGUCUGUUCUUCCCAAAUGAGGAGGAGAUCCACAUCUCUGGAUAUCAGGUCCACCAGGGAGGCCGCAGGUUAAGUCUGCCUCAGACUGUAGGCGGUCUGUUUAUUGAGCGACUGGCUGAUUACCUGCUGGUGAAGAGUGUGUUUGGCUUCUCUUUGGCCUGGGAUGGAGGCUCGGGCGUCUACCUGAAGAUGAGUGAGGAGCACCAGGGUGCCCCCUGUGGCCUAUGUGGAAACUUCAACCACCUUGCUGGCGAUGACCUCACCACCUCCCGUGGCAUUCGGACAGAUGAGCCUGCAUUGUUUGCUAACAGCUGGGCAGUGGACCUGCCUCAUGAGAGAGCCUGUCCCUCAGUAGACCUCGACUUCAAUGGGCCCUGCCAUUCUGAGUCAGACAUGGAUGAUGCCAUAGAGAAAUGCAGCGCACUUCUCUUCUUCCCAUUUUUGUCCUGUCAUGAAAACAUUGACCCAAAUCCCUUUGUGGCCAGCUGUGUGUCUGACCUCUGUGUAUCUGAUGAUGAGGAAACAUUUUGUCGCGCUUUGGUUGAGUACACUCGAGCUUGCUCACAUGUUGGAUAUCCAGUAAGAGAGUGGAGAGACAGCUUCCCUUCUUGUAACGAUGGCUGUGAGGAGAGUUUUGUCUAUAGAGACUGUAUCAGUUGUUGCCCACCCACCUGCACAUUUGAGAAAGAGUGUCUGGGAACCAACUUGCAUUGUCUGGAUGGCUGCUACUGCCCUGAUGGUCUUAUCCUACAAAAUGGAACAUGUAUCGCUGUUUCUCAGUGUCCAUGUGUUUACCAUGGUACAUCAUAUGUACAAGGACAUGUGCUUCAACAAGGAUGUAGUGUUUGCGUGUGCAUGGGAGGAGUGUGGAACUGCACUGAGAACAACUGCACAGUGGAGUGUUCGGUGAUAGGUGACUUGUUUGUGACGACAUUUGACGGUAGGAUGUUUCUCCAGCCGGGGGCAUGUCAGUACGUGCUGGCAAAGAGCCGCAACAGCCGAUUCACCGUCACACUGCAAUAUACUACCUGUACAGAGCAGCAGGUGUGCAUUCAGUCGGUGACAGUGGUGUUGGACGAAGAUGUGACUCAUCAAAUCACUUUGACCAGAGAGGGGGAGGUGAUAAUUGGUGUAAACCCGGCUCCUGUCUUUCCCUAUGUUGAUGAUGCAGUAGAAGUGCGGAAGCUGACCUCUGUGUUUACACAGCUGAAGGCAGGGAUUGGUCUGAGGCUGCAUUAUGAUGGUCAAGGGGGGCGGGUCUAUCUGCAGCUGGAUAGCCAGUGGCGUGGACAGACGCUGGGCCUUUGUGGAACCUUCAAUGGAAAUCUUCGAGAUGACUUCCUGUCCCCAGCAGGUAUGAUAGAGGGCACUCCUCAGCUUCAUGCAAACGCUUGGAAGGUUUCAUCUGCUUGUGUCGCUCCAGUCAACCUGCCCAUCAUAGACCCAUGUGAGAUGAACCAGCGCAAUGUGUUCUAUGCCUCCCAGUGCGAGGUGCUUUUGGGGAGUGUGUUUGCCCCGUGUCAUGGCUACAUCAGUCCAAACAUCUACCAGCAGCAGUGCCGCUACCAGGCCUGUCGUUGCGGGAGCAGCUGUUUGUGCACAGCACUGGCUCACUACGCUUACCUCUGCUCCAAACACGGAGUCAACGUUAAUUUCAGAUCACACGUCUCUGAAUGUGGAGUGGUGUGUCUUGGAGGCAUGCUGUACCACUCUUGUGUGUCGUCUUGCGGGCGGUCCUGUCGUGCUCUGUCUAGCACGGAGACGUGUAACCCUGACGACUGUGCCGAGGGGUGUGGCUGUCCAGACGGCAGUUACCAUGACAAUGUGCGCCAGCGCUGCGUGCAACUGUCUCAGUGUCACUGUUACUCCAUGGGUGGUGUGUCACAGCCAGGGGAGGUGAGCUUCAGCGCCUCUGGCCCCUGCCUGUGCAGAAAUGGGAAGAUGGAGUGUGUGCCAGAGGAAAAAGAGCCAGAUAGUGUAGAGGUCGGGGAGUGUCCAGAGGGGAAAGUAUACCACAGCUGCACCGAGCAGAGAGGAGGCGUAGCCUGUGCACCGACCUGCCGUAACCUGAUGUUGAACCUUACCUGCCCUCCCAGCACACCAUGCAUCCCUGGCUGUGUCUGCCCUCCUGGGCUGGUGCUGCACCAUAGCGAGUGUUACUUUCCAGAGAACUGCCCCUGUGCCUGGCUGGGCCUUGAAUACCUGCCUGGAGAAACUGUGGAAACAUCAUGCUACAAAUGUGUCUGUCACCGGGGUUAUUUUAACUGCAGCCACUCACCAUGUCCAGCUGUGUGUACUGUCUACAGCGACAGACACUACCACACCUUCGAUGGCCUCGAAUAUGACUACAACUCUGACUGUCAGGUCUACCUGCUUAAAAGUGCAGGAGAAACCGAGGUGUCCAUUGUUGCCCAAAACAAGGACUGCUAUGAGAGCGGCAUUGUGUGCAUGAAAAUACUGGUCAUUCACGUGGGACUUACCAAGAUCUACUUCACAGACAACUCUGGCAACCCUAGCCCGUCCACUGUUGUAGGUCGAGGGUCAGAGUUUGAGCUUUGGAAAGCCGGCUACUACACUGUGGUCUACUUCUCCAAUCAGGACCUGACCAUCCUCUGGGACCGCAAGACGACUGUGCACAUUAGAGCUGGACCUCAGUGGAAGGGCCUUCUCAGUGGGCUAUGUGGAAAUUUUGACAGUGUGACAGUGAAUGAUAUGACCACCUCCAGCCACAUGGAAGUCAAUAAUGCACAGGCCUUUGGUGAUAGCUGGGCCCUGGGACAGUGUCAAAGUGACUACAUAGUUGAGCGACCGUGUGAAGGCGACUUAGGCAGACAGCCGUACGCCAAGAGGGAGUGUGCUCUCCUCUACAGCGAUGUCUUUGCACCCUGUCACAACGUGGUGGAUGUGGCCUGGUUCUAUAGGAACUGCCUGACAGACACUUGCAAUUGUAACCGUGGGGGAGACUGUGAGUGUCUCUGUACAUCCAUCGCUGCAUAUGCACACAAAUGCUGUCAACAGGGUGUCACAAUACACUGGAGAUCACCCUCUGUCUGUCCCUACGAUUGUGAAUACUAUAAUCAAGAGCUAGGCGACGGCCCAUUUUCCUUGGUGAGUGCUGUUUAUAAUGACACCAUGUUUGGAGUGAAUCGCACCAGCAGCUCAGUGUUUCCUCUGGUGAGAGAGAGACCAGGGCAGUUGCCUUCCCCAGGCUUACUGUUCAACUUCAUGAUCACAGCAGGCUUGCAGAAGGACAGAACAUCACGUGUCCCUGUGGUGUCACUGGAGUCUGCAGAGAGGCCAAAUUAUUUCCUUGUCGUGUCGGGACGCAGCCGUCUUCAGUUGGAGCGCUGGAGUCGAGGUCCCGAGUUUAAUCGCAGGGCAACCUUUAUCCAGCACCAGGGACUGUUUCUGACAGGUCGCACCUCAUUCGAGCUUGUCGGUCAACCUGGAAUCUUUCUGACACUGACACGCACUGCUGCACGAGCUCAGAGAUAUGACACCUCAGAGGGCUUCAAAGCCAGCAGCAGCUUCAAACUGGAGGAGAGCACUUUUGUGAUACCCUAUCGUAUGAUGUGUGAGUGGCGCUACCAGGCCUGUGCCAGCCCUUGUGUCCACACGUGCAGUGACCCAGAUGCCACCCGCUGCCACUUCCUGCCUCCUGUGGAGGGCUGCUUCCCACGUUGUCCCAAGAACAUGGUCCUUGAUGAAGUCACUCGAAGAUGUGUCUACAAAGAGGACUGUGUGUCUCUUCCCCCAACUCCGACACCCUUUGCAUAUGUGACGCAGUCGAACAGAACUACGACAGCACCAACAACAACUCCAACUACAACCACAACCACUACGACGACUACUACUACUACCACAAGGCUGAGAACCACAACCACCACCACCACAUCCACCACUACCACAAGAGCAACAACUACCUCCUCCACUACUGUAAGGCCCACAACCCCCACUACCACUCCCACUACUCCCAGUACAACAUCAGCCACUGAGCGUGUCAGCACUCGGCUCACGCCUCCUUCAUCUACAACUCCUGCUGCUCCUCCCACCACUACUGUUUCUACCACACUCACUCCCUCAACCCCGCCAGAGACAACUACUCUCAGCACGACUGAGAUGACCCCCACUCAAACUACGGUAACCACAGGGGUCACUACAACCACCAGCACAGCAACACCCUCCAUUGUAUCCACUGAGGCUACUACAGUCACCCCGACUUCUUCUCCUCCAUCCCCUACUACUCUUUCUUCCACCUCCUCGCCCUCCACUCCUACCUCCCCCACCAUUACCGCACCAUCGCCAACAUUACCAGCAACUUCCACCCCACCUCCUCUAACCUCCGCCUCCACUCAGCCACCACCCACCACAGCCUUCACCCCUUCCCCCACCUCUACCACCUCUGUACCUGAAACGCCCACCGAAACCACAACCACUCCUCAGCCUACACCCGCAGGUACAACCAGCGGCAUAGAGACCAUCACGCCAACAGACACCUCAACAGUUGUUGUGACAACCACAGCACCAUUUCCUACAACCUUCGAGCCCACUACUGAGCCAAGUACCACAGAAAUAAUGCCAAGCCCUGACACCUCUCCGAUAACAGAGGAAGCAUCAACCACGCAUCCCUUCGUCUUGCCCACUUCUCCUUGCACACCUCCGUACUCCUACCGCAUCGAUGAGUGUGCUGAGCUGAUCUGUUUUAAUGGAGAGCUGCUGCUUCACAACUCCUCUCUACACUGUCGCUACAACACCACCCAGCCCCAGUGCAGUCUGUUGGGCCUGCCCAUCCUCAUCAACACAGACCCCUGCUGUCCACAGUGGCAGUGCCCCUGUCGCUGCACUGUGAUGUCAGACCUGCGAGUUAUCACAUUCGAUGGCAACAAUGUGGCCCUGUAUGAUAACGGCUCUUACAUCCUGGUUAAUCUGCCCAGAGAGACUAUUAUUGGCGCCGUGGAAAAAUGUCCCACCAGCCAGAGUGUAAACUCCAUCAGACGAACUAGUCCUACAGGUGGAACAUCUGGUCUGUGUUUUAAGAAGCUGAACAUUACUACCUCCUCCUACAGAAUCAUUAUCAACCGACUGGAUCGCAAGGUGACAGUAAACUACAGACCUGCGAGACUUCCAUUCUCCCGUCACUCUCUUUAUGUGGAAGACACAGGCAGCAUGUACCUGAUCCACACACCUGGCGGGGUUAGCAUACAAUGGUAUCACAGCACCGGCAUCAUGGUACUGCAGUACAUCACUACUUAUAAUGCAUCUGUGCCCACUCGAGGCCUGUGUGGUUGUUGUGAUGGCAACCCAGAAGACGACCUGAAGCUGCCCAAUGGUACAGUGGUCAGAGAGGUGGGAGACAUGGUGCUCUUCCUGCAGGCUUGGAGAGUCCACACCACUGAUGAAACCGAACACACACGCAGAGUCGGAGACAACUGCACCAUCGAGGACUGCUCCACCUGUCUCUCCAUGCUCCGCCAGAGAGCCUUCGUGCCAUGCCACAGCAAGGUCCCUCCGGAGCAGUUCUGCGACAUCAUGUGGGCGGGGGACCUGCACUACAAGGAUCACCAGUGUGACUUCCUGGCGGCGUACGUGGCGGUCUGCUACACACAUCAAGUCUGCAUCAGCUGGAGAAGACACAACUUCUGCCCAUUGCGGUGUCCCCCUGGAAAGGAGUAUCAGCCAUGUGUGAGCACCUGCGCCAGCCGCACCUGUCUGAACACAGAGUACUACGAGGAGACCACCUGCUCCUUCAUCAGAGAGGAGUGUGUGUGCCGCAGUGGAACCAUCCUGCACCGUGCUGACUCCCCUUACUGUGUAACUGAGGAUCGCUGUGUGUGCACAGAUAAUGAGGGUAACCCUCGGUCCCCGGGCGAGGUGUGGAAUGGCUCUGCUCGCGGCUGCUGUCUGUACAAGUGUAUGGAGAAUGGCUCUGUGGUGGCCGUGGAGCCAGACUGCAACUCUGUCCCUACACCGCUGUGUGAGAGGGAAGGAGAGUACGUACUGGAUGUGUUGGAAGAAGGAGCCUGCUGCCCGAAGAAGAUAUGUGAGUGCAACAUGACCAUCUGUGACAGCGAAGCUCCACCUUGUGAUAAUGGGAACCGGCUAGUGAUUGGCUACAGCGCUCUGUCCUGCUGCCCAGAGUACAGAUGUGAGUGUGACCCCAUGGCAUGCCAUCCUGUGCCUGUCCCCAACUGCAGGGAAGAUCAGUUCCUAGUGGAGGUCAGGGGGGGGAAAUCCUGCUGCUUCUCUUACCUGUGUGUGUGUGAGUCAUGUCUUGAACCCAUUCCAACUUGUUCACAUGGAGAAAUUCUGGCCGUGGAUCUAAACUCCACCAACAGUUGCUGCCCACAGUACCAUUGUGUGUGUGAUGUCAACCUGUGCCCUGAAUCAUCUGUGACCUGUACACCUGGUCUCUCUUUGGUUCAAACUGCUGUCCCUGGACAUUGCUGCCCGCAGCACCACUGUGAAUGCCAAUGUGGGGACAGCUCUCUCCCCAUCUGCCAGGUGGGGGAAGUGCUGGUCGUGGUUCCAGACAGCAGCACCAACUGUGACUGUCCUCAGCAUACAUGCCAGAAGGCAGAGGUGUGUCUUUUCCAAGGGCUAACAGUGCUGAGCCCAGGCCAGUCUCUGGUUCAGUACUUUGAAGGAGAGCUGUGUUACACUGUCCACUGCCUGCAUCAAAGAGAUCCAGACUCUGGCUUCUACGCAAUGGAAAUUACCUCUGUCAACUGCUCCCAAAAAUGUGGGCCACACCAGGUGUAUGUAACCUCCAUAGACCCUCAGGUGUGCUGCGGCUCCUGUAAAAAUGUCUCCUGUACUUUUACCAACGAAAACGGGACAACAGAGCUUUUCGCUGCAGGGAGUUCCUGGGUGGAGAACUGUACACGUUAUGAUUGCAUGGAAACAGCAGUGGGAGCGGUGAUACUUGCCUCUGGAGUGAUUUGCCCGCCUUUCAAUGACACAGAGUGUAUUCAGAAUGGCGGGGUGGUUCAGAGCUAUGUGGACGGUUGCUGCAAGACAUGUAAAGAGGAUGGUAAGACAUGCAAACGUGUGGCCAUUCGGACUACCAUUAGAAAAGAUGACUGCAGGAGCAAUGCACCGGUAACAGUCUAUUCUUGUGAUGGGAAAUGCCCGUCUGCCACCAUAUUCAACUUUAACAUCAACAGUCACGCCCGGUUCUGUAAGUGCUGCCGCGAGAGUGGACUACAAACUCGCUCCGUCACACUCUACUGCUCUCGCAACGCCACAGUCGUUGAGUACAACUUUCAAGAGCCUCUGGACUGUUCCUGCCAAUGGAACUAAAUCAAUCUAUCGAUCGAUUCAUUUGAUUUGUCACAUUUAAUCAUAUAAGGUACAAUUCAGGGUCCAGGCAGAGCAUGAAAACCAGCCAUGUUUCAUUUUAUUUGUCGUAAACCGUAGUUGUAACUGGAAAACACUGAUGAAGUGGGGGAUUGUUUUCAAGUAUUUCUGUCUUCACAUUAGUCUUUAUUUUCUUCAAGACCUGCUGUGCCAACCCAGUCAGCUUUCUAGUGCUUUCAAGUGAUGGUACAAUGUUGUUAGGCUCUUAUCCUACUGUAUAUUAACAAUUGAUUAUGUUGACACAAAAGUUGUUGCAUAUUUUACAUCCGCUGUUGGGAUAUUUUGGUUUGUCUUAGGAAAUAAAUUUGGCCUCUGUACAAAUAACAAUGUAAUGCAAAGCUUUGUUUCCUUCGAAAAGUUUGAGUUUCUAAAAUGUAACCUUUUGGGCUCUUUAUAGUUUCCAUAUUUUGAAGUAAAUUAGGGGAAUAAAAGAUGUAACAGUG